AUGGGAGGCAAUAAGACCAAAAACAGAGUAAAAGUCAUGCGAAGGCGAGAGAUCGUGCAGAAAGCGGAAAAAGAGCCAGAUGUCAGAGAGGAUGAAAUAAACCCAGAUCUAAGAAAGUACUUCGACAUAAACCACAACUUAAAUCCGCCAUACAACGUUAUCCUCGAUACCAACUUUGUGAAUAUGUCGCUCAGAAGAAAGCUGGACAUAGAAAAAGAGCUUAUCACGUGUCUGUACAGCAGAGUGAACAUGUUUGUUACAGACUGCGUGAUUGGAGAGAUGGAAAAGCUUGGAAAAGUGCACACACUUGCCCUCAAAGUUCUGAAGAGCGAUAAGUACAAGAGGCUGACAUGCGACCACAGUGGAAUAUACGCUGAUAACUGCUUUGUUGAUAGAGUGAAACAGCACCCGUGCUACAUAAUUGCUACGUGCGAUAAAGAGCUAAAACAAAGGCUCAGAAGGAUCCCAGGGGUGCCCAUUCUCUCUGUGCAGGGAAUGCAAUACUUUGUAGAGUCGCUUCCAGCCACUGGUGUGUUCAGAUUUUAG
Molecule: messenger RNA, 546 nt
Organism: Nematocida minor
Lineage: Eukaryota; Fungi; Microsporidia
Product: U3 small nucleolar RNA-associated protein 24
Exons: 1
Coding region: 1-546 (181 amino acids)
Cellular component (GO): small-subunit processome; nucleolus
Source: RefSeq, a predicted model, not a curated record